AGAAAAUCGAAGAAGUGAUAGCUGGUGAAAAUUUCAAGUUUUGCGCUUUUAUAAGAUCAUAUUAAGUCUAAAUGUGUGAGAUUGCGAGUGUUAUACUUUAAACAGCGUACCGCAUUAAACGUUGAGGAUUUCAAUUUAUUUAACGUCAGGUGAUUUGUUACUUCAUUGCAUAAGAGAAUGUAUACAUUGGACUAUUUGUAGCUACCAGAUAUUGCGAGAUGUGUGGUAUCAACUUGCUGUGAGUAGCGGGCAUUGUGCGUAAGUACAUACAUCCAUAUUCACAUUGCGGAAUAAGUAAGCUGCAUACAAUUGGAACUACAACUCGACGCCCCGUGCAGUGCCUCACAAACUGCAAACUGUUCAUAUUUGUUUACAUUUCACACAGCUGAUUUUACAAGAGCGCUCAGUUAUUUACCAAUAGGUGCAUUCAUAUCAAGACAUAAAAUAAAACAGCUGCAAUUCUGCAAAUCUUUAUAAAUAUGACUUUUGUCGACACGGUGCGAGAAUUUCAUGCUUUGGGCUGUGAUGAUGACAUAAAGUGUGCUCUGGGCGUUCGAGUAUGUUUGGACUUGGAAUGCGAUAAACGUGUUACAAAAUUGUCGAAAUGUUACGAUUCGGAAUUGAAUUUGGUAUAUUUACAAGGCGAACGUGAUAAUGCAGUUGUCACUUUUGUGCCUGUUUUGUCCAGUCAACCAUUAAAUUUCGUUGAAGUAGAAAGUAUUCAAAAGAAAUUAAUUGGAACGGAUAGUAAAAGCGCUGCGAUUACUAUAGCUAUUUGCGACACUUCAACGAAUGUUCUUUACUACGAAGUAACGCCAGGUGUGGUCGACAAAAAAUUAUGAUUAACUAAAAGUACGCAAAGUCAAAAGUGUUACUGAUUUGAAAAAUACUUACAAUGGUGGGCACAAAUGGCGGUUUCACCUUGCGCAGCAAUAAAUCAUCCCAACUGAUAGAGCGGAAGAACGCUUGCUUCUUGACGUCUUCAGCAUCGCGCUCUGAUGAACCUAAUCUACGUUCUGGAUUCUUACGC
Messenger RNA from Rhagoletis pomonella (apple maggot), 1030 nucleotides. RefSeq lists its product as uncharacterized. The coding region runs from base 480 to 842 and encodes 120 amino acids. The transcript has 7 exons. Gene Ontology annotation, biological process: tRNA splicing, via endonucleolytic cleavage and ligation. Lineage: Eukaryota; Metazoa; Arthropoda; Insecta; Diptera; Tephritidae. The record is from RefSeq and is a predicted model, not a curated record. Gene Ontology annotation, molecular function: nucleic acid binding.